This is a messenger RNA of Caenorhabditis elegans, 807 nucleotides long. NCBI's taxonomy places the organism in Eukaryota, Metazoa, Nematoda, Chromadorea, Rhabditida, Rhabditidae. The record is from the annotation of a RefSeq genome assembly.
AUGGAUGCUAAUUACGUUGAAAUGUUUCCUGAAUUCAGUAUUGAAUCGAUACGUAUACUUUGUGCAAUUGCAAAUUUUAUGGGCUCCUUCAAUUAUUAUUCAGAUCAUGUUCAUUUUGUUGCAGUUUUUGUAGGAACGUUUCUCGGAGUUAUACAUUUAACGAUUCUUACUAGAAAAUGUAUGAGAUCACUGAGCAUCAAUGUGUUUCUAAUUGGAAUUGCCGCUGCUGAAAUUAUCCGGGAAAUUUGUAUUAUUAUAAUUUUCGUUCCAUUCUUUGAUUUACGUUAUUUGAGCGACGAAGUUUCAGAUUGUUCCAAUCCCAACUCGACUGUGGCGGUGUUUUCAUAUAAUGUCUCGGCAUCCUUCACGAGACUCACAGAAAAAAUAUCAGUUUGGUACGCUGUUGCUAUAGCUGUUAUUCGAACUCUUAUGAGAUACCCAGUGAAUGUUAGAAUCAACUGUUUGACUCAAUCCACAUAUGGCCUAAGAAUCGUUUUAUUAAUCACCCUAUCAAUUAUUCCAUUUGGAGCGCUUAGCUAUUUCAAGUUAAGCUCCACAUCAGAUAGAGGAUGGACUCCAUUCACAAAUUGUGUAACUUUUUCGGAAAAUUCGACAAAAAUGAAAUUCGAUUCUCACUCCACUGAAUUGUUCGGAAGCACAGACGUCUACAAAAUUGCUCUUCUUAUUGAAGGAAUUUUCUUAGAAUUCACGCCAUCAAUUAUUCUACCGAUUACCACUAUAAGUUUGAUCAUGGAUUUGAGAAAAGCACGGAAAAACUCACUGGCCACUUUGCAUUAUUUGGUGUAA